This is a messenger RNA of Heterostelium album PN500, 165 nucleotides long. RefSeq lists its product as uncharacterized. The transcript is spliced from 3 exons. The coding region runs from base 1 to 165 and encodes 54 amino acids. The record is from RefSeq and is a predicted model, not a curated record. Lineage: Eukaryota; Evosea; Eumycetozoa; Acytosteliales; Acytosteliaceae.
AUGACAGAUAUGCAUCAUUAUUCUCCUAUCUCGAAGAAUACUCAAAUGGAUUUUAUUGUUAUUCGUUUAUUGGCUAGUGAGGUGGGAUGGCGUUGGGAAGUUCCAGCAAAGACUGACAAGUCUAAAGUUGUCGAGCAUUCAGGUAACUUUCUUAGUAAACGUUAA